AUGGUGGCCGCAAAAAAGACUCUGGAGUCCAUCAACUCUUGGCUCCAGCUUGUUAUGAAAAGUGGAAAGUAUGUACUGGGGUAUAAGCAAACUCUGAAGAUGAUCAGACAGGGCAAAGCGAAAUUGGUUAUCCUCACCAACAGUCCAGCUUUGAGGUAAUCUGAAAUAGAGUACUAUGCCAUGUUGGCCAAAACUAGUGUCCAUCACUACAGUGGCAAUAAUAUUGAAUUGGGCACAGCAUGUGGAAAAUACUACAGAGAGUGCACACUGUCUAUCAUUGAUCCAGGUGAUUCUGAUAUCAUUAGAAGCAUGCCAGAACAGACUGGUGAAAAGUAA
Urocitellus parryii (Arctic ground squirrel) is the source of this 336-nucleotide messenger RNA. Lineage: Eukaryota; Metazoa; Chordata; Mammalia; Rodentia; Sciuridae. The record is from RefSeq and is a predicted model, not a curated record.